This is a messenger RNA of Schistocerca nitens (vagrant locust), 638 nucleotides long. RefSeq names its product greglin-like. Bases 29 to 424 code for a protein of 131 amino acids. The transcript is spliced from 3 exons. The record is from RefSeq and is a predicted model, not a curated record. NCBI's taxonomy places the organism in Eukaryota, Metazoa, Arthropoda, Insecta, Orthoptera, Acrididae. Gene Ontology annotation, molecular function: protein binding.
UCAGGGCUGCAUUGGAACAGCCGCAAAAAUGAAAGCUGCUCUCGUGGUCCUUGCUGUUGUCGCCGUGGUGGCGGUGUGCGGCGCGAGGCGGAGGUCGACCACGGCGCGGCCGUGCGAGGACCGCUGCACCCUCGAGUACAGCCCCGUGUGCGUCCGCGACCCGGACGGCGCAUACUACUUGUUCAGCAACGAGUGCUUCCUGAGGGUCUGCAGAUGUCGCGCCGACAUUGAGUUCGCGAGACUGGACGACCCCGACGAGUGUCCCUCCGACGCAAGGACCAAGUGCCCGGACCAGCUGCGCUCGCCGAGCGACGCCUACGGCGAAAGCGUGGAGGUCCCCGAAUCGCGGUCAGAUUCUUCCGACUCGUCCGAAGAGGGUGACAGGAACAGGAGGCGCCACGAGCAGAAAGAGCGCUACUUCUGAAGCCACCGGGAGCAGCAGGGCCCCGUCUCGUGCAGCAGCUUGGGCGUCACCACUCAAAAUGUUCUUCACCACAAUGUUCCCGCUGCAGUAGUACAUUCCACUGUGCCACUAAUGUUUGAAAUACCGCUGUGCACCGUUGCGUUACUUGUAGACUUUUUGCAUUGAAGAAGCACUGCGACCAUGUUUUUCAUCAGUUGUCUGUGAUUUGGAUGUA